AGCAGUCCGUCCAACUCUCCCGUCUCCACUCUGACACACUACCACUUUCUGCGAUACUCAAAAAGGAGGGAAAUCAAAAACCCAAAACCCUAAAACCCUUUCUCCUUCUCCCUCUCCCAUUCCAUAUAUGCAUGGCCUGGCCCCACUUGUUCUUCCAAUAAUCUUCUUCGAUUAACCGUUACUGUGCUCAGCAAUCGAUUCUGGAGAAGCCGUGGAGGUUUCGAAGAAGCUCGGAGGUCGUUAACCAUGGCGAGGCUUCUCCAAAACGCUCUCUCUAUCAAACGCUUUCUAUUACCGCCGCAGGGAUAUAGAAGUGGAUUACUGGGCACUUGUUCUCAGCUUUGCAAUUUUUCUUCUAAAGGUAGAAAGAAGUCCAAGUCUGAUGGAAGUGACUCGGGCGGAGAGAAUAUGUCCAAGAAGGAUUUAGCUCUCCAGCAAGCACUUGAUCAGAUUACAGAUUCUUUUGGAAAGGGCUCUAUAAUGUGGCUUGGUCGGUCUGGCGCUCCCAGAAAUGUUGAGGUUGUAUCCACGGGAUCUUUUUCUCUGGAUCUGGCACUGGGAACCGGUGGCUUUCCUAAGGGACGUGUUGUGGAGAUUUAUGGUCCUGAGGCUUCUGGGAAAACUACUCUCGCUCUACAUGUAAUAGCUGAAGCACAGAAACAAGGAGGUUACUGUGUUUUUGUUGAUGCUGAGCAUGCUCUUGAUCCUACAAUGGCUCAGGCGAUUGGGGUAAAGACCGAGAAUCUACUUCUAUCGCAACCUGAUUGUGGAGAGCAAGCCCUCAGUCUUGUGGACACUCUAAUCAGGAGUGGUUCAGUUGAUGUUGUUGUUGUUGACAGUGUAAGUAAGGUGGCUGCCCUAGUGCCUAAAGGCGAACUUGAUGGGGAGAUGGGUGAUGCUCAUAUGGCAAUGCAGGCUAGGUUAAUGAGUCAGGCGCUUCGGAAAUUAAGUCACUCUUUAUCUCUAUCCCAGACAAUAUUAAUCUUUACAAAUCAGGUCAGGGCUAAGCUUUCGACUUUUGGAGGAUUUGGUGGGCCUCAAGAAGUUACUUGUGGUGGCAAUGCUUUGAAGUUCUAUGCCUCAGUCCGCCUUAAUGUUAGGAGAAUAGGGCUUAUCAAGAAGGGUGAAGAGACGGUAGGGAGUCAAGUUCAAGUGAAGAUAGUGAAGAACAAGCUUGCUCCACCAUUUAGAACUGUUCUGUUGGAGCUCGAGUUUGGGAAGGGUUUAUGUCGUGAAUCGGAGCUCAUCGACUUGGGAUUAAAAAACAAAUUCAUCAUAAAAAGUGGUUCACAUUAUAAUUUAAAUGGUCAAAACUUUCAUGGCAAAGAUGCUUUGAAAAGGUUUUUGUCUGAGGAUGAUGCUGCUAGGGAAGAACUUGCAUUGAAGUUGAGGGAGAAGCUAGUUGAUGCUGUGGAACACAAGGAAGCAGACACAGAAGCUUUAAAUGAAAGUCCAACUGAGGAAAUUGUUUCACCAGAUUCUACUGAUGAAGAUGCAGUUACAGCAGUUGGAGCGUAAAGUGUUCGGAUGGCCUCAAACAGUAUAACUUAACGGCUUCAAGUAAUGCUCGAGGAGCUACUGCAUUAUUCUCCUGCUCAGCUGGCUAGAAUUGUUAAGAAGCCUUUGUUUCAGACUCGCUUGCUCCCCUUGUAUAUCAGUAUCGUUACUAAAUCACUGUAUAUGGUAUUAGGCCAUGGGUGUAGUGAAAUUUUGUGGAUAUUCCGGGGCAAUUUAGAGGAUGUAUCUCUUUCAAAAUUCUGGGUUCGCCUUGGCUGAUUAGUAAAUGUCCAGCUGUAUGCUGUAGCUAUGAUCAA
Molecule: messenger RNA, 1814 nt
Organism: Rosa rugosa (rugosa rose)
Lineage: Eukaryota; Viridiplantae; Streptophyta; Magnoliopsida; Rosales; Rosaceae
Product: DNA repair protein recA homolog 3, mitochondrial
Exons: 8
Coding region: 247-1518 (423 amino acids)
Biological process (GO): DNA repair
Molecular function (GO): ATP-dependent DNA damage sensor activity; single-stranded DNA binding; ATP binding
Source: RefSeq, a predicted model, not a curated record